Messenger RNA from Drosophila busckii, 1858 nucleotides. It is a transcript of the gene Ns1, whose product is annotated as guanine nucleotide-binding protein-like 3 homolog. Lineage: Eukaryota; Metazoa; Arthropoda; Insecta; Diptera; Drosophilidae. The coding region runs from base 82 to 1824 and encodes 580 amino acids. The record is from RefSeq and is a predicted model, not a curated record. Gene Ontology annotation, molecular function: GTP binding. The transcript has 5 exons. Gene Ontology annotation, cellular component: nucleolus.
CGGUAUUUUUUCACAUCACUAAAUAAGAAGCACAUUUAUUUUCACGUGUUUUGGUUUUGCGGCUCUGAAUAUUGUUUUGGAAUGGCUCUCAAACGGUUAAAAACAAAGAAAUCUAAGCGAUUGACCGGCAAGUUGAAGCACAAAAUUGACAAAAAAGUACGAGAGCACAACAGAAAAGAGCGCCGUGAGGCUAAAAAGACAACCAAGAAGGGCAGCAAAAAACAGAAGCUAAUACAGAUACCAAACAUAUGCCCCUUCAAAGAUGAGAUAUUAAAGGAGGUAGAAGAGGCAAAGCAACGGCAAGAGGCGGAGCGCCUUGCUCGGAGGGAAGCAUUUAAAGUAGAGCGUGAACAGAAUAAAUUUAAGUCUUUGGAAUCUAUGGUGGAGGAUGCUGAUAUGCGCAGCACAGUUCAUGGUAUAAUGCACGAGAACGAUGGAGUGGAUGACAAUGAGAAGAAAUAUAAGAAUGCCUCUACCAAAGAGCAGUCCCUCAAGCAAUAUUUUAAAGAGUUUCGCAAAGUUAUUGAAAACGCAGAUGUCGUGUUGGAGGUGGUCGAUGCUCGUGAUCCACUGGGAACGCGCUGCAAUGAAGUAGAACGAGCAGUGCGUUCUGCUCCCGGUAAUAAACGCUUAGUGUUGGUGCUUAAUAAAGCGGAUCUUGUGCCAAGGGAAAAUCUCAACAACUGGAUUAAGUACUUUAGGCGUAGCGGACCGGUAACAGCUUUUAAGGCUUCCACGCAGGAUCAGGCAAACCGACUGGGACGCCGCAAGUUGCGCGAAAUGAAGAGUGAAAAGGCAAUGCAAGGAUCAGUGUGUAUUGGUGCUGAGCUACUAAUGUCUAUGCUGGCCAACUAUUGCCGCAACAAGGGUAUCAAAACAUCUAUUCGCGUUGGCGUUGUAGGCAUACCUAAUGUGGGUAAGAGCUCCAUUAUCAACUCGUUAACUCGAGGACGUUCGUGCAUGGUGGGCAGCACCCCUGGCGUAACCAAAGCCAUGCAGGAAGUAGAGCUGGAUUCAAAAAUUAAGCUUAUUGAUUGUCCUGGCAUUGUGUUUACCAGUGGUGCAAAUACAGAUAGUUCACAUGCUGUACUGAAAAACGCGCAGCGUGUGGGAGAUGUGAAAGAUCCAUUUACCAUAGCCGAGAGUGUCUUAAAGAGAGCUAGUAAGGAGUACUUUUGCAAAAUGUACGACAUUACCAACUAUGAUACUUUUGAGGAAUUCUUUGCAAAAAAAGCAGCCAGAAUGGGUAAAUUCCAAAAGAAGGGUGUACCUGAUGUGGUUGCUGCGGCACGUAGUGUGCUCAAUGAUUGGAACACAGGCAAGAUUAAAUAUUGUACACAGCCACCUGAAGUGCACGAGGACAAAAGUGUGCACAUCAGUGCAACAAUUGUACAUGCCGAGGCACGAGAGUUCGAUGUGGACAACUUCGAAUCUAUGGAGACGGACAUUUUGAGCCAAUGUCUUGAGAAAGCGGAUGAUGUUAUGGAAAUAACCUCAAGCGGACCAUUAGAAUUAAAAGUACCGAAAGAAGAUAACGAGGCUCAAAAUGCUGCUGAAAUAUUAACAGAGCAGGAAACUGCGCCUAAAGGUCGCAAACGAAAAUUGAAUGAGGAUAAGGAAAAGAUAGAUCCCGCACUACUGCUUGAAGAAAAUCAAUCGAUAAACAAAAACAUUAAGGAUCUGCAGAAAAAGAAAAAGAAACAAAAUGUCCGAAAUGAAAAGAAGAUAUCAAAAAUAACGGAUGUGUUGGAUAACUUUAGUUUGGACAUGGGUUCAACGAAAACUGAUAAAUAUGAUUUCGACGAGGAUUAUAUCGUCGAAUAAACUAUGUGUUGCCUUCAAUAUAUUGUUAUAUUAA